Molecule: messenger RNA, 4988 nt
Organism: Electrophorus electricus (electric eel)
Lineage: Eukaryota; Metazoa; Chordata; Actinopteri; Gymnotiformes; Gymnotidae
Gene: cntn1a
Product: contactin 1a
Biological process (GO): brain development; cell-cell adhesion; axon guidance
Cellular component (GO): axon; plasma membrane
Molecular function (GO): cell-cell adhesion mediator activity
Source: RefSeq, a predicted model, not a curated record
CCUACCCCGCGCGUAUCAGUUUGACGAUGCGGAGCUGAUUCAGGUGUGUCUCGUGAAGGUUACGCGGACAGAUUGUCAGGUCUCACAGGGAAUCCAGGCACACCUGCUGAUGUCAUUAUACCAUCUUGUGUAAGCCUUUCUUCUGGAGAUCCAUCACUCCUGAACCAUGCGCCACUUUGCUUUGCUCAUGCUCGCUCUGUCCGUCGCCCUCUACUCCAGCUUUACAGUUGUAUGUGGUGAAUCUCCUGGAAUCUUUGGUGUGUCUUUUAUAGACGAUCGCAUUGGUUAUGGCCCUGUGUUUGAGGAGCAGCCACUGGACACCAUCUACCCUGAGGAGUCACUGGAGGACAAGAUCAUCAUGAGCUGCCGAGCACGAGCCAGCCCACCUGCCACAUACAAGUGGAGACUGAAUAACAGGGAGAUUGCAAUCGAGGAGGGUGCUGCAGGCCACUACAGCCUGGUAGGGGGCAAUUUGGUCAUCAGUGACCUGGACAAGAGCAAGCACACGGGGAACUACUCUUGCCAAGCAACCAAUGAGUAUGGCACGGUCAUCAGCCAAGAGGCAUCUGUCCAGUUUGGCUAUUUGGACAUGUUCUCCACAGAAGAGAGAGAAGCUGUAUAUGUGAAAGAGGGCCAGGGGGUGGUGCUGUUAUGUGCACCUCCUCCACAUUUCCCAGAUGAUCUUUCCUUUCGCUGGAUGCUGAAUGAGUUCCCCAUCUUCAUCUCCCUGGAUAAGCGGCGCUUUGUAUCUCAGACCACAGGGAACCUCUACAUCUCGAAAGUUGAGGCCUCAGACAGUGGCAACUACUCAUGUUUUGUGACCAUGACCAGUCCCUCCAUCGCUAAAAGCGUCUUCAGCAAGUUCAUCCCCCUGGUCCCCUUAGCUGAGCGUCCCAUUCGGAAGUACCCAGCUGAUAUCAAAGUGAAAUUCCCAGACACAUAUGCACUGGUCGGUCAGAAUAUCAGCCUGGAGUGUUUCGCAUUGGGAAACCCCAUCCCGCAGAUCCGCUGGAGGAAGGUGGAUGGAGCGUUGCCAGCCAACCAUGAGAUCCUCAUGGCAGGGGGGGUCCUGCAGCUCCUUAACGUGCAGUAUGAGGACGAGGGCGUCUAUGAGUGUGAGGCGCUCAACUCCAAGGGCAAGGACUGGCACAAGGCCCACCUCCAUGUGGAAGCUUCUCCAAAGUGGCUGGAACACAUCAGCAGCAGUGAGCAGGACAUUAGCAGUGACUAUACCAUGUCCUGCCUCGCCACAGGGAAGCCCAAACCCCAUGUAAGCUUCCUGAAGAACGGCCGGGAGUAUGGCAAGCAUGAGUUGCAUUUCACAGACUUGACAUUUGAUGACUCUGGGAUGUAUCAAUGCAUUGCUGAGAACCGCCACGGAGUGAUCUAUGCCAAUGCCGAGCUGCGGGUGUUCGCGAGCACUCCCUUGUUCGAGUUGAACCCAGUGAAACAGAGGCUGUUGGGGCCAAAGAACGGGCGUGUGGUGAUCGAGUGCAAACCCAGAGCAGCGCCCAGACCCACAUUCUCCUGGAGCAAAGGAACGGAGCUUCUCUCCAACUCUAGCAGGAUUUUCAUUUGGGAAGACGGCAGUCUGGAGAUUCGCAAUGUUACUAAGUCGGAUGAAGGGAAAUAUACUUGCUUCGCUGAGAAUGACAGAGGGAAAGCCAACAGCACAGGGUCUCUCACAGUCACAGACGCCACCAAGAUCACUCUGGCACCCUCUAAUGCUGAUGUGAGUGUGGGUGAAAAUGCCACGAUCCAGUGUGCUGCGUCACAUGACACCAUCCUGGACCUCACCUUCAUCUGGUCACUUAACGGCCAGACCAUUGACUUUGACAGGGAAGGAGAGUACUACCAUCGUGUCAUGGACGGCCAAGCAGGCACAUCGAGCUGUGAGCUUCUGAUUAAGAACACACAGCUGAAGCAUGCUGGCCGCUACACCUGCACAGCCCAGACACCUGUGGACAAUGUCACUGCCUCCGCAGACCUGGUGGUGAGAGGGCCUCCUGGACCUCCGGGUGGGGUGCGCGUGGAGGAGGUUGGGGUGAAGUCUGUCAGACUGCUCUGGAGCCAGGGUUCAGACAACCUCAGUCCCAUCUCCAAAUACACCAUCCAAUACAGAGAGAUCCGAACCCAGGAGGACUGGAGAGAUGCCACUACCUCCCCACAUAAUGUUGAAGGCAACGCAGAAAUGGCCACAGUGGUUGACCUGAUUCCAUGGACCGAGUAUGAGUUUCGGAUCAUUGCUACAAACACGUUGGGUACAGGAGAACCCAGCAACCCUUCACCUAAAACUACGACACUAGAAGCAAUUCCUAUGGUGGCGCCUUCAGAUGUAGGAGGAGGUGGGGGAACAAACAGAGAGCUCAUCAUCACAUGGACGCCUGUGCAGCCUCAGUACUACUAUGGGAGUAACUUUGGUUACAUCAUCGCUUUUAAGCCUCACGAUAGCAAUCAGUGGCAUAAAGUGACUGUGGCUGAUCCUCAGGCCAGACGUUACAUCCAUAAGGACCCCACUAUUCCCCCGGCCACAAAGUUUGAUGUGAAAGUAAAGGCUUUCAACAGUAAAGGAGAGGGACCCUACAGUCUGACCUCUGGCAUAUUCUCGGCUCAGGAUGUGCCCUCAGAGGCCCCCAUCAUUGUAGAUGCCAGAACCUUGUCAGCGACUGAGGCCAUUGUCGGGUGGCUGCCCAUUGCACAGCAGACAGUCGAGGGCUAUCAGGUGAAGUACUGGAGAAAGUUAAUGGAGAACGAGGCGUCAACUCUGCGCAUUUCCAGCAGGGAGAACCAGACACGCCUGGAUAACAUGAAGCCUAACUCCCUCUACAUCAUUGAAGUGCGUGCCUUCAAUGGCGCGGGAUAUGGCCCUGCCAGCAAACGAUACGAGAUCUACACCAAGAAAGCUCCACCUAGCCGCCCUCCAAAAAUCAUCAGCACAAAGAUGAACUCCAGUGGGACAUCGGUCAACAUCGCCUGGGAGCACGUAGAACCUUUAGCCAAUGAGUCCACAGUGGACUGCUACAAGGUUCUGCACAGGCAGGAGGGCCACAGCACUGGAAUUCUGUACACCACAGGUAAGCAGUCCAUAGACCUGCCCAUGCUGAAGAACGGAGAUUACUUGGUGGAGGUGAGAGCUCACAGCGAGGGUGGCGACGGAGCCGUGGCACAGGUGCGCAUCUCAGGUGGAGGGGUUCUGGUGGCCCAGUCUCUCAGCCUCUGUGUCCUGCUCCUGGCUGCUGUGCUCGUCCUGGCACUCUGAAUGUAGUGCUGUCCCUCCUGUGCCUUCACUCCCCACAGGAAAGAGGACUCUCACAGGAUGAAGCCUUACAGGACUCUUAACUCCACACACUCUCAAGACCAGUGAUGAAUAAUCCCUGCAUGGAAUAAGCUCUGCGGGAAGAAAAGACUCUGUGGAAACUCAUAAAAGGAGAGGACAUGGAAGAUACUCUGUAUUCAGUAUCAACAGAAGCAUGGAGAAACAUCUAAGGAGUUCUCCCUUGUUCGAGUAUGCCUUAUCUCUUAUUCUGAUCUUUUACUGCUGGGCUGCUUGUGGUAAAGAGUGACUUCUCAAUUUUACAAUUUGACACAUAUUUCAGUGGUUGGUUUAAUGUCACAGUAAAACUGAACUGCUGUCUAUCCUGUGGCAACAAUUGUAGAAGCUAUUGAAUUUGAGAGAUGGAAGGAUUCAUAAUGUUCUUCUGCAGUGUGCACUCCUACAAGUGACUUUUAAGGAAAGAUCGGUGUAAGAGUAUCUGAUUAUAAGAGUGUCUGAUUAUUGUCUUAUAUGUAGUUGGCAAGUCAGUGGCACUCUCUAUUUCCAUUUCAAAACUAAAGCACAUCCCUCACUUAAUGGAUACAGUCAAACCAAAAUCCUAUCCUGCUACACAGAUUCCAUACAUACUCUAAACAGUAUCAUGCAUAGUAGACAAUAUAGCAAUUUAUUUCAAGUUAGUAUAUUUAUAUGCAAUAAUUUAUAAGCUAUUGAUCUCUUUAAUAUAUAUUUCAAUAUAUUAUUUCUUUGUUCAUAUUAACAUAUCUCUAAUAGAAAGUUUAUUUUGCUUAGAUAUCAUUUCAAAGCCCUUACACAAAAGGAAAUGGACAGCUGGAAUAGAGAUGUGUGCAUGUACCCUCUGUGAUCUAAACAAGGAUCAUCGAGGUUUCAAUAAAAUUGUAAAUUUAUAAUCAUUACUGAGAUUCUGUACUGAAGAGUAAUUGUGUUUGUAUGUGUAGAAAACAUGUCCAAUCCAUGGAUAAAUUGUGUGUGUGUGUGUGUUUGAAGAGAGUAAUUAUCCACUGUGGCAUGUCAGGAGCUAUAUCCUUAAAGCAUCUCUGGGCAGGAGAGUUGUUUUUUUAUCUUUGAUCAUCUUUGAUCUUGGAGAAACACAGUAACCAUGGGCCUACUAAAGCGCUUUACAAUUUAGCCAGUGUCAUUGGUAGCUAUUUGACCAUGAACAGGCCUGAGUGUUGAAAAAAACUCUGGAGCAUAAGGAAAAGCCUUUGUUUUGACUGUAUCAUUAGAAUCUCUGUAUCAGUUACAGGUGCUUUGUAAAGAAUGUGGACAUAUCAUUUCAUACUCAUUUUAAUAGUGGCAUGGUUGAGGCAGCAGUUGUACUAAAUGAAGGGCAGUGUAGUGUCUGCUGCUAAAAAAGUGAACCACUUCAAACUUUUCUGAAGAGAAUCUGAAGGGAAACUGAAGGGAAAACUAGGCAUUCCACUCCUAAAAACAAAAAAAAACAUUUAAAGGUAAAUACCUGCUUGUCUGUUUAGUGCCCUGUAUGCCUAAGAAUUGUAUUGUUGUUUUUUAUGAUGGACGAAGAUGCUGAAGCAUUUAGGAAAUCUGUGAUUCUCAUGCAGAAUGAGCAGGCAAGCCAUUAACAGGCUGAGACACUAGUCAUCUAGUUAUGAUUGUGAUAACAUUGAAUGAGCAGUUUAUUGCUAGAUGGUUUAGUAAAUGUAACCCAAUGUCUGUUAAAGUUCAACAAAUUGAA